This is a messenger RNA of Arabidopsis arenosa, 1220 nucleotides long. The record is from the annotation of a GenBank genome assembly. NCBI's taxonomy places the organism in Eukaryota, Viridiplantae, Streptophyta, Magnoliopsida, Brassicales, Brassicaceae.
UCUGAGACUGGAAAAAAGCGAAGAACAUUUGUCAGUUUCAUUCCCCGAAGAAAACGUCAUGUCUUCUCAGAAUCCUGAACCAAAAAGGAUCUAUCAAGUUUGGCCCGCCAAAAAUAAAUUUUACUGUGGGGGAAGACUAGUGUUUGGUCCAGAUGCAUCGUCGCUUCUUUUGACCACAUGUAUGAUUGGAGGACCAGCUAUCACUUUCUGUAUCAGGAUGGCUUAUUUGAUCAGCCAUCGUCACCCUUUCUUUCAUUCUCUUACUUUGAUCGGUGCAAUUCUUCUCACGUUCAUGGCUUUCACUUUUCUCUUCUUGACAUCAUCGAGAGACCCCGGGAUUAUCCCAAGGAACAAACAAGUGCCUGAGGCAGAGAUUCCAAAUGUUAUCACACAAUCAACAGAAUGGGUGACUAACAAAUUAGGAAAUGUGAAACUACCUCGAACAAAAGAUGUAAUGGUGAAUGGCUUCACCGUGAAAGUGAAGUUCUGCGAUACCUGUCAGCUAUACCGUCCUCCUCGUGCCUUUCACUGCUCAAUCUGCAACAACUGUGUCCAAAGGUUUGAUCAUCACUGUCCAUGGGUAGGUCAGUGCAUCGCCUUGCGUAACUAUCCAUUCUUCGUCUGUUUCUUAUCAUGUUCAACACUCCUCUGCAUCUACGUCUUUGUCUUCUCAUGGGUCAGCAUGCUUAAAGUCCAUGGGGAAUUCUAUGCUGUCCUUGCUGAUGACUUAAUAUUAGGUGUUCUAGGCCUCUACUGCUUUGUUUCCGUUUGGUUUGUUGGUGGACUAACUGUCUUCCACUUCUACCUUAUCUGCACCAACCAGACGACCUGUGAGAAUUUUCGGUACCAUUACGACAAGAAGGAAAACCCUUACCGAAAGGGGAUCUUAGAGAACUUCAAGGAGCUGUUCUUUGCAAGAAUCCCACCACCUUUGAUCAAUUUCAGAGAUUGGGCGCCAGAAGAAGAAGACGAUGUGGAGGUUGGAUCCAUAGCCUCUGAGCUAGGCAGAACCUUUGGUCCAAAAGACCCGAAAAUGAGCAGUGGCAAGUCUGAUUCCGAAGCUAGAGAACGGUAACAACAGUGGCACGGCUGUCAAGAGAUAAGUGUGGAUGAAGAAGUCACAGCGAUUGCUUUGGUUUACCAAGAACCAGCGGAAUUUAAGGAGAAACUCGAGCGUGGAUGUGAGAUCAAGAUAGGCCAAAGAAAAGGACAAACAGGUG